AUGGCGUUUCGCAAGUUACUGGGGUCAGCAGUGGCUUUGACCUUCAUAUCGGCCGGACUGGGAGCCGACCUUGACGGAUCUCGCUACCUCUGGUAUGACACCCCAGCUUCUCAAUUCAACGCCAGCCUGCCAGUCGGCAACGGCCGUUUGGGUGGGACCCUCUACUGUCUCCCGACUGAGAUUGUUACCUGGAACGAAGACUCGGUCUGGGGCAGUACCUUUCAAGAUCGGGUCAAUCCCAAGUCGUUGAAGUCCUUUCCCGUCAUCCGCGAUCUUCUGGUCGGUGGCAAUGUUUCGGCUGCGGGCAACCUAGCUCUCACCGACAUGACAGGCAUAUCGAUAGAUCCGAGUGCGUAUCAAGUACUGUCCAACCUAUACAUAGACCUCGGCCAGAGGGACGAGGCGAAAAACCUCCUGCGCUACCUUGAUACUCUAGAAGGGUACACAGCAUGCGAAUAUGAUUAUGAUGGUGUCGGCUAUAAACGAGAACUGAUCGCAAGCAGCCCAUCCGGGGUGCUGGGACUUCGGAUCAAUGCUACUACCCCAGGAACCAUCAAUCUGAGCGCACAUUUGCAACGUUCGAAGUAUGUCGAAGCCAACUAUGCGACUGUCGCAAAUGGAGUGAACUCUAUAGUCCUGAAGGCUACCACGGGAGAAGACAAUUACAACACGUUCACUGCGGAGGUGAGAAUUGUUGCGGACAAGGGUAACGUAACUACUAGCGAAGGCAAGUUAUUUGUCUCCGGUGCUACGACGGUGGACUUCUUCUUCGACGCAGAAUCCUCAUAUCGGUACACAAGUGCCAGCGACCAAGAAGCGGAACUGAAGCGCAAGCUAAAUGCUGCGACUGACUUGGGCUAUGAUGCACUGAAGGAGGAGGCAGUCAAAGACCACAAAAGUUUGGCAGAGCGAGUUAGACUGGAUCUAGGAGCAUCCGCUGGCGAUGCUGCCAGCCUUCCGACAAAUGAACGGCAAAUCAACUAUCGGUCAUCCCCAGAUAAUGACGUUGAAUUUGCCACACUGUUAUUCAACUACGGAAGACAUCUAUUGAUUGCAUCAUCUCGCAGUAUAGGGGACCUGGCCUUGCCUCCUGGUCUGCAGGGAAUAUGGAACCAAGACUACAGUCCAUCCUGGGGUGGAAAGUACACCGUCAACAUUAACCUGCAAAUGAACUAUUGGCCUGCAGAAACAACCAACCUGAACGAGCUGACCUCGCCGCUAUGGAGGCUGUUGACCCUCGUGCAGCAACGUGGCGAGGAUGUGGCCGAAAAAAUGUAUGGCUGUCCAGGCUUCGUCCUGCACCACAACACUGACCUCUGGGGCGACGCCGUGCCUGUUGACAAUGGCACCAGUUACUCCAUCUGGCCUAUGGGCGGCGCCUGGCUUAGCCUCCAUAUGAUGGAUCAUUACCGCUUCACCGGUGAUAGAACCUUUCUUGCCGAGAAGGCUUAUCCCAUCUUUAAGAGCGCUUUUGAUUUUUUUGAUUGUUAUCUUUUCGAUCUGGAUGACUAUCUUACCACUGGGCCUUCUUGCUCACCGGAACUUGCCUACAAAAUACCUUCUGGGAUGGCAACAGAAGGACAGGAGGAGGGCCUCACUUUCAGUCCUACAUUGGACAACAGUAUCCUUUUCGAGUUGUUCACUGCGCUGAACGAAACCCACAGCAUCCUUGGAAUCAACGACAGUUUUGCCAGCAAGGUGAAAAAGCAGCUUGGGAAACUAAGACCCCCACAGAUCGGCUCAAAAGGACAGAUACUUGAAUGGAUUGAAGAAUUCACUUCAACGGAUGAGGGCCAUCGCCAUUUUUCACCUCUGUUCGGCUUAUUUCCCGGAACACAACUAACCCCUCUUGCCUCACCCGAGCUUGCCAGUGCCGCGGGCGUUCUUUUCGACGACCGAAUGGACAAUGGCGGUGGUAGCACAGGCUGGUCGCGUGCGUGGUCCAUCGCCUUAAACGCUCGUCUCUACAAAGGCGCCAGCGCCUGGGAGAAUGUCAAAGCCUGGCUACAAACAUUCCUCUUGACCAAUCUAUGGAAUAGUGACCAUGGAGGCUCAACCGUGUUUCAAAUCGACGGAAAUCUAGGAUACACGGCCGCCAUCUCCGAAAUGCUGCUUCAAAGCCAUUUAGGCGUUGUUCAUCUCUUGCCUGCUCUGCCGAGCAGCAUCCCAGCCGGAUCUGUUACUGGUCUUGUUGGACGGGGAGGCUUCGAGGUGGGUGUAUCGUGGAAGGACGGAAGUCUCACAAAAGCGACAGUGAAGUCUCUGCUUGGCAAUGAGCUCACCCUGCUCGUUAAUGGCGGUAAUUCAUUCCGUGUUGACGGUACAGAAUAUCAAGGGCCCAUCACGACGAAGAAGGGGGAGACGUACACCAUUACGAUUCAGUAG
Penicillium egyptiacum is the source of this 2385-nucleotide messenger RNA. The record is from the annotation of a GenBank genome assembly. Lineage: Eukaryota; Fungi; Ascomycota; Eurotiomycetes; Eurotiales; Aspergillaceae.